AUGGCUUCUGACUAUUCCUCCACUUGCUGCUCUUCUGAGUCGGGUGUCAGGGUUUCUGAUUGGGCACUCGCUUCAACCUGUUCCGUGGAAACCACUUGUCUCCCCAGUGCCUGUGCUACAUCCAGAUGCCAGGCCCCCAGUUUCCUAUCGAGGUCUCGCGUGCCAACUGGGUGCCUCGCGCCGUGCUGCUUUGCUGGGAGUUGUAAUGUUCCGUGCUCGGUGGGGAACUGUGCCUGGUGUGAGGAUGGCAUGUUCAACAGCAACGAGAAGGAGACGAUGCAGUUUCUGAAUGACAGACUCGCCAAAUAUCUGGAGAAGGUGCGGGGGCUGGAGGAGAUGAAUGCGGAGCUGGAAUGCAGGAUCCGAGAACAGUGUGAAGAGGAUGUCCCCUUGGUGUGCCCUGAUUAUCAGUGUUACUUCGACACCAUUGAAGAUAUCCAGCAAAAGAUCUCGUGUACAAAGGCAGAGAAUUCUAGAGUUGCUGUACAGCUUGACAACUGCAAACUGGCUGCCGAUGACUUCAGGUCAAAGUACGAGUCUGAACUGGCUCUUCGCCAGCUGGUAGAGAAUGACAUCAGUGGCCUGCGUGGGAUCCUGGGUGAGCCAACCCUGUGCAAAUCCAAUCUGGAGGCCCACGCGGAUUCUCUGAAGGAUGAUCUCCUUUGCCUUAAGAAAAACCAUGAAGAGACAGAAUCUCUGGAAUGCACCGUGGCAGAAACCGAGGCCCAGUACAGCUCCCAGCUGGCCCACAUACGGUGCCUGACUGAUAAUGUGGAGAAGCAGCUGGCCGAGAUCCGCUGCGAUCUCGAACGGCAGAACCAGGAGUAGGAGGUGCUGCUGGACACCAAGGCCCGGCUGGAGUGUGAGAUCAACACACACUGGGGGCUGCUGGAGAGCGAGGACCACAGGCUUCCCUGUAACCCAUGUUCUGCAACAAGCAUGUCAAACAACUGUGAGCCACGCUUGGCAAACAUAAUUUGAACAAUGGAAAACUGCUGUACAUGA
This is a messenger RNA of Balaenoptera musculus (blue whale), 1005 nucleotides long. RefSeq names its product keratin 40 (gene KRT40). The record is from RefSeq and is a predicted model, not a curated record. Gene Ontology annotation, molecular function: structural molecule activity. Lineage: Eukaryota; Metazoa; Chordata; Mammalia; Artiodactyla; Balaenopteridae.